AUGCUGUCAAUUACACGUUUGAGUGCAAAAUUUGCGGAGGUACUACAAGAACAAUACAAGUAUCGUGAUAUCAUCGCAACGGAUUUGACAGAUUCAUAUCAAAAUCUGGUUCACGCGUGCUUGACCUUCCAUGUCAAAUACUGUUCAUCGGUGCCUUUCCUGCUGAAAGUUGAUGAUGACGUUGCCGUGCAUUCCGACAGACUUUUGGGUCCCUGGAUUUGGGCUACGAAUGCGCACCGUCGACUGUAUUGCUAUGUACACAACAAUACAGCUCCGAUUCGCAAUCCACUAAAUAAAUGGUACGUGUCAAAAAAGGCCUGGCCCUUCAAGUAUUACCCACCGUACUGCAACGGGCCGUUCUACAUGAUGGGAAAUGAAACAGUGAAAGAGAUUGCUCAAGCGUCUUUGCAUCGUUCGUCU
Cooperia oncophora is the source of this 420-nucleotide messenger RNA. The record is from the annotation of a GenBank genome assembly. NCBI's taxonomy places the organism in Eukaryota, Metazoa, Nematoda, Chromadorea, Rhabditida, Trichostrongylidae.